This is a messenger RNA of Carya illinoinensis, 663 nucleotides long. RefSeq lists its product as uncharacterized. Lineage: Eukaryota; Viridiplantae; Streptophyta; Magnoliopsida; Fagales; Juglandaceae. The record is from RefSeq and is a predicted model, not a curated record. The coding region runs from base 1 to 663 and encodes 220 amino acids. The transcript has 2 exons. Gene Ontology annotation, molecular function: zinc ion binding; nucleic acid binding.
AUGGGUAGAAGUCUCUUUAUUCCUCUCGGAUGUUCCUGCAACCGUGGAGGUCUUUUUCCCUGUCUUAGUACAGAAAAACCUUACAACCGUGAGGCAUUCAAGCAAACUUUGAAGAAGAUUUGGCGUCCUGUAAAAAAGAUAUGGGUGAAGGAUUUGGGGUCUAAAAUUCUUUUGGUGGAGUUUGAAGAUCAUCAGGAAAAGGCUAGGGUGCAAUGUGAGGGUCCUUGGUCCUUUGAUAGAAAUCUAAUUUUGAUGCAGAACUAUACAGGAGAAGUACAAGCAAUAAGAGUUCAGAUAUCAACAGCUACUUUUUGGAUUAGAUUAUAUGAUCUUCUUUUGGGUGCUAUGAAUGAAAAGGUGGUGAGUAAGAUUGGUAAUAGCAUUGGUGUAGUGGAGGAGAUUGACGUUGAAAAGGAUGAAGUUGCAUGGGGUGAGUUUAUCAAAAUCAGAAUACUCUUGGAUGUUACAAAACCGUUGUUGCGAGGAAAAUGUAUAAACUUGGGCAAUCAUGGUAGCUGCUGGGUUCGUUUUACAUAUGAGAGAUUGCCUACAUUUUGUUAUGGUUGUGGUCGCUUGGGUCACAGUCAUAAGGACUGCAGCAUCUGGAAGAAUGAUCAAGGAGCAUGCAAGGAAGACAACCUUCCUUUUGGUCCAUUGUUGUGA